UAAAUAUCACUAAAUAUUUACCUAACUUUGGCAAACUGACUAUCAAAAUUUGCUCACAUGGCUCAGGACUAGAAGUGCUGCAUAGGAGAUAAAAGCAGAUUUAUCAAAAAUAUCAACUGAUAGAAAUCUGCUUUGGUUUGAACAAUUUGAGAAGGAAACCGCUUCAUUUUUUAAAAAUUGAAGAAUGGCUUUGGCAGCUUUUCAAAUACCAGCAUUGCUUCUUGUUUUUCUGAGUUUUAUAUUUUUACUUGCUACUACUGUAUCCAGCAACUGGAGAAUAUCAAGUAUAGUCAAUACUACAAAUUGGAAGUAUGAAGGUCUAUGGAUGAAUUGCAAUACUACUUCAUUGGGUUCCAUUCAGUGCAAUAAAUUGUACUUCUUCUUAAGUUUAGACACUUUUAUUCAUGUAUGUCAAGCCCUGAUGAUUACAUCCCUGGUGUUGGGUAUGUGCGGAACUCUGCUGGCAUUGCUUGGUUUGAGAUGCACUCAGCUUAGUUUCAGUGAUAAAAGAACAAAAGGAAGGAUUUCCAUAAUGAGUGGAAUGAUAUUUGCUUUGGCAGGUGUCUCAUCAAUGGUUGCUCUUUCGUGGUAUGCAGUAAAUAUCAUAACUGAGUCUUUUGAUCCUUUGUAUGCUGGAACAAAACAUGAACUGGGAUAUGCACUGUAUCUAGGUUGGACUGGUUCCCUUCUUUCCAUAGUUGGUGGGAUCCUGUUGACAUGUUCAUCAUGCAAAGGAAAUCAAAAGUAUUUAAGAGAACAUGGAUAUCAUUAUGCAGCUUCAGGAACAGUUAAUGAACCACAAAUUUACAUCAAACAGGCUAAGACAGUCAUACCUAUCAAAGAUUAAGUUUACCGUAACAUUUUAUUUAAAACAUAUUCACAUUUUCUAAGCCAAUCAAAACAAUGCUAUGCAAACUUUUCAAAAGGCACUUUUGAAAGGUACGCUAAUGUGUAUAACCCAUACCGCCUUCAACUGUUAAAGCAUCCAUUGCAUCCUAUGGAAGGCUUGCAACAGUUGUUGAAAAACCUUCCCUGGUUGCCUGGUACUGUGUAUGUGCACAUUCAAUACAGAAACUGAGGGGCAUAUGACAUGGAUUUUGUAAUUUGUUAACUAACACAUAAUGUUUUGUAUUUUAAUUUGACUUAUUUUCUCUCUUAAAAUAAUAUUCAGAUUCAUUACAGAUUGGGAUGUAGGAAAACCUUUAUCCUAUGGUUGAAUGGAUUGAUUAGAUAGCUUCUAAGAUUCCUAAAGCAAAAAGAUAAAUUACAGAAGGAUGGCUGGAUACUAUCUCCUGAUAAGAAAAAGUUUCUUAGUGUCAACUGCCAUCUGGUUAUCUAACUUUAAACAAGCUUUGUGGUUGGUUUAUUGUGCAAGGAGUGGUUAUUCUUAUCUUGUCCAACCAAUUUUCCUCUUUCAUUUUUCUUUGUUGUGUUAAUUUUAAAAAAGAAUGUAAGAUGGGUCUCAAGGUUCUCCUGUUCAUAGGGAGAUCUCACUUUAUCAGGAUACCGUAAUAGAUGGUGUUUAAAUGAUCUUCUCACUUGGUUGCUUAUUAGGAAGGUAAACCAAGAACCUAGGGCCAUCAAAAUAAAAAAAAAAAGUAGCUCUUGAAGCAGCUGCAAAGCAUUCUAAAGAAUGUAAUGCUUUAAUAUUUCAUGGAGGGGGGCUUCACUUAUCCUUGACACAGUUUGUGAAGCAUCUUUGUCUAACACUUUUGCAUAGCCCUAACACAUCUCUUCCUCUGUAACAUUUAUCUUAGUGUUUCUCCCAUUUGUGUCUUUUCAUAGCACUAUGCCCUAGCAAUAUCUGCCAUCAUCUUAUUGUCAGUCAAAACAUUUAAAUUGUCCUUAGCAGUAUUGGUGUUAAUAUUGUGUUUUCCUCCUAUUCUGACACUAAGAACAAACUCAAGAUGCACAAAAUCUGUUGGGAUUUGUAACCCACCCUGAAGAGCUUGGAGGAAGGUUCAGGAAGGGACUGGCAAGUGAGAAAGAAAAUAAAAGUUUUCUGCCCACUCAAAGAUAGAUGAAUGGCAUUUCAGCUCAACAGUGGGGAAAGGCCCUUAAUUAGUUUAUGAUUUUAGUGCUGAAUUUUAUAAUAAACAUUAUGGUAUAUGAUUUUUUUCAUGAAAAUUAUUUAAAUCACAUAAUCAUGUAAAAUGACAUCUCUUUCCUAGUUUGCUAAAUGUACUAUGUCACAUUAUUUUGGGACUUUAUAAAAAUGAUAAUUUGCAGAAUAAAGUUACUUAAAACUC
This is a messenger RNA of Crotalus tigris (Tiger rattlesnake), 2249 nucleotides long. Its product is annotated as claudin-15-like. The transcript is spliced from 6 exons. Gene Ontology annotation, molecular function: structural molecule activity. Gene Ontology annotation, cellular component: bicellular tight junction; plasma membrane. The record is from RefSeq and is a predicted model, not a curated record. Gene Ontology annotation, biological process: cell adhesion; bicellular tight junction assembly. NCBI's taxonomy places the organism in Eukaryota, Metazoa, Chordata, Lepidosauria, Squamata, Viperidae. The coding region runs from base 185 to 847 and encodes 220 amino acids.